Molecule: messenger RNA, 1632 nt
Organism: Galendromus occidentalis (western predatory mite)
Lineage: Eukaryota; Metazoa; Arthropoda; Arachnida; Mesostigmata; Phytoseiidae
Exons: 6
Coding region: 1-1632 (543 amino acids)
Biological process (GO): regulation of transcription by RNA polymerase II; gliogenesis
Cellular component (GO): nucleus
Molecular function (GO): RNA polymerase II cis-regulatory region sequence-specific DNA binding; DNA-binding transcription activator activity, RNA polymerase II-specific
Source: RefSeq, a predicted model, not a curated record
AUGGUUCAGGCUGGUCUGGGUUCUCCGGAAAUCCCGGAGCGCGAGCGUCACAUGGACAAAAGCUGCUCGCCGAGUCUUGCAGAAUCCAACUACGCGCUGCUCGAAAGCCAUGUUGGAUCCAAACUCAAGAGUCAGUUCACACCCGUUCAUCACCAAAGUUCCGCUAAUCAAGACUGGGAUAUCAACGAUAACAAUGUGCCAAAAGUUACUUCGUUCGAUGUCUAUGACGAGUGGGCCGACAGCCACUGUCGUUUCGUGUAUCGCGCCGAUUGCGAAGAAGCUCGACGUCAUUCCUCAGGCUGGGCCAUGAGGAACACGAACAACCACAACGUACACAUUCUCAAGAAAAGCUGCUUAGGAGUUUUAGUUUGUGAUAAACGCUGCAUCACGGCGAACGGUCCCGUUCACUUGCGACCCGCCAUUUGCGACAAAGCUCGCAAAAAACAACAAGGUAAACCGUGUCCCAACAGAGGGUGCCCAGGAAGACUUGAAGUCCUUGCAUGCAAGGGUCACUGCGGUUAUCCGGUCACACACUUCUGGAGACACACGGAACAUGCAAUUUUCUUCCAAGCCAAAGGAACCCAUGAUCAUCCACGACCGGAGCCGAAAGCCACAGCUGAAGCUCGUCGAUCUCUUCGCGUAGCCAAACGCGGCUAUUCGUCACUCGAGAGCUCGCGCUACGCCACGCAGCAUCUCUCAAUCAAAGACCAUCAUCGUGGAUACCAGCAAUAUCCGGCGAAUGUAUUGGCCGCGAACGGGCCCAGCGCCACGUGGACAACGACGACUUCAGAAGUUGACUAUGAGCUGCACUUGAAAGUUUCUCGAAUCGAAAGAUUGAGCAUGGUCAACACAAUGACGGGAAACGGCCAGAUUCCAACCCUGCCCUGCAUGUGUCCCCCAUACGAAUGUGUGUGCGGAUAUCAAGCUCCCUCGAAGAAGCGCUACGGGAACCAGAGCUCUUAUUCUCGCCCGCCCAUGCCCCCUCCCCAGAAGCAAGCGCCGGGCCCCGUUGCCAACUACGAGUUCAACUCGAUGCUGCCAUCCUCGUUCGAAGUUUACCAGGCGCCAGUCGAAAAGUUCCCAGAAUACACAGGCUCGACGGGAGGGGAAUCCAACGAUCGAUCGAGCGAGGAUAGCGACAAGCAACUAGUCUCCGCCACGCAAAAGCAUGAUUUCAAGCUUUGGAACGAGCCCCCCAAUCCCAUGCAGCACGCUGACCCGCUCCAACAUCAUCUCGAACAGUACCAGCCCACGAGCCAUACAGCGCAUACGUCUUCAUCGUCGCAGAUCGUGAAACAAGGGGGUCCGCUCCAUUGCCAGAAUCCAUACGUGAGCACGCUCGAUGAAAACGACCACAGCCAGAGAUAUUACUCUGGCUUCGAUAGCAUGAUGCAGGAGGACCCGGCGACUUCGUCUCAACUCAUGCAGCAACAUUGGGCGGACUGGCGGCUCAACUCGGGAGAGUAUCAUUCAUAUUACCAAGAACGGGCUGGCUACCACCAGAAUUACGAUAUGGGCUCGCGAGUCCCUCUCGUCCCAUCCCACCCGGGCAUGAGCUCCGUUGGAUUCCAACAUGGACCCGCUCUGAUGCCGCCUUCGAUGAAUGAAGUUCCUACGCUUGCCAGACUCUAG